AGGUACCAUAAGAUAUUAUCCAAACUUUAGGGGGUUUGGAUGAAUAGGUUUUAAACUUCAGUGUGUCUGAAUGACAAUUAACUAUUUUCCCUUCUCCUUCUUCAAUCGCCAUUGCACAAAGAACCUACUUUUCUUUUUUGUUUGCUGAAAUUCUUACCAAUCUUUUGUUUCUAUCAAAUACUGAAAGUCCAAACUUUUUGAGGUUUCAGCAAAUCACAGGAGUUCUCUAAGAUGCUUUCAAGAAUUGCUAAAAUCCCACUAGUGAGUUCACAUCCUGAGGUUUAUGAACCAUGUGAUGAUUCGUUUGCAUUGGUCGAUGCAUUAUUAGCUGAUCGAACUAACAUGUUACAACAGAAACCUUCAAUUUGUAUGGAAAUUGGUUGUGGUAGUGGUUACGUUAUUACAUCCCUUGCUGUUAUGCUUGGAGACGAAGGAUUUGUUCCAUACUAUAUUGCAACAGACAUCAACCCUCAUGCAAUAAGGGUGACUCGUGAGACCAUGGAUGCUCAUGGGGUUUAUGCAGAGUUGGUAAACACUGAUAUUACCUCUGGACUUGAGAAGCGCUUGGCAAGAUCAGUUGAUGUGCUGGUUGUGAACCCUCCUUAUGUUCCUACACCUGAAGACGAAGUUGGUUUUGAAGGCAUCACUUCGGCAUGGGCUGGAGGGGAGAAUGGUCGAAGCGUUAUUGAUAAAAUACUGCCUGCUGCCAACAAUCUUUUGUCAGAGAAAGGCUGGUUAUAUAUGGUCACGCUUACUGCUAAUAAACCCUCAGAAAUAUGUCUUGAGAUGAGAAAGAAGGGUUAUGCAUCUCGAAUUAUCCUUCAAAGAUCAACUGAAGAAGAGAGCCUUCAUAUUAUCAAAUUUUGGAGAGAUUCUGAUAGCCACUUGGAGCUGAAGAAUCUAAGUUAUUGGUCAAAACUGGUAGGGAAUUAGCCAAACACUUGAUCCUUAUUAAUAGUUGUGAAGUGAAAUAAUUUAUUGGUUUGGAUGCUUAUUAAGAGUAGUUAACUUGAUGAAUUAUAUGGAGACAUUGUCCCACAUCAGAUAGUGAGUGGGAAAAACAGUGCUUAAAAGUAAAAGGAUGAGUACACAAUUUGGGUGUGAAGCUAAGAAUUACAUACAUUCAAUUGAUUUGAUCCUUAUUAAUUUUCCUUUUUUAAUUCCGAUGAAUAUGAAUCGCUUGCCAAGGA
This is a messenger RNA of Solanum lycopersicum (tomato), 1190 nucleotides long. RefSeq lists its product as uncharacterized. Gene Ontology annotation, biological process: methylation. The record is from RefSeq and is a predicted model, not a curated record. Gene Ontology annotation, molecular function: S-adenosylmethionine-dependent methyltransferase activity; protein methyltransferase activity; nucleic acid binding. NCBI's taxonomy places the organism in Eukaryota, Viridiplantae, Streptophyta, Magnoliopsida, Solanales, Solanaceae. Gene Ontology annotation, cellular component: eRF1 methyltransferase complex.